CGCCCUUUUUCUUUUGUUUUAAAGAAGGAAGAACGUAUCAGAUUAUGUCCUGGUGGUCAUGGCUGGAAUGCCUUAUAUCAUAGAUUUGCUCAGUCACCGUUGAAAUUGUUCUCGUCGAUACUAAGAGUUUAGGAAUAAUUUUGCCACUAUUGAUUAAUAUUUUAAUAUUGAUUAAUAUUUAUGGUGUGUAUUGAAUCCCUGGAUGUGAAGUUUUAGUGUGAACAUGAUUUAGGCAGCUGAAAUGGUUAUGUCUGGUUCUGUAAGGCCUUGGCCUGUCGUUGCAUUUGAAGGAGAGUUAAAUGCUAUUGUGAAAGAGUACCUCGAGUUUGGCGGUUAUGAACAGGCUCAACAGACGUUUGUUGAAGAAUGCCAGCAAAAGUCUAAACCAAUUUGUGAUAUUUCGGCUGAAUUAGUUUUAGAUGACCAGAAGAAAGCUAUUCAAAAAAAUAUCCUUGAAUAUUUUGAUUUAGGGAAAAGGAAAGAUUUUCUGCGUGAGUGGAAUACAAAUAUUCCUCAAGAUAUUCGCAGUACUGACAUGGUUGCUAAGAAACUGGAGUUUACACUAUGGAUUCAUUUUGCUGUUUAUCCGAUGCGUCACAAAUUACCAACAAAAGAUAGUGAACAAGCAAUGGCUACUUUCAAAAACUUUCUAGAAACCCAAGGUGCUGAGCUGAGCCAGACACCAGAGUUCCUUCCAUUUUAUGCCUUACCUUUUGUUCAGAACCCAACGAGUCAUCCUUCCUAUAAGGAACUAUUCAAGCCAUCCUGGGUAGAGGAUCUGCGUAAUCGUUUCCAACAAUUUUGGCUGCUCUCUACAAAAGCUGAUCAACCCCAGUUGUUUCAACUUUAUAGAGGAUCACCUGCUCAAACUGAAGAACUUCGUGACCAAUUACAUGAAGCUAGGGAAAAGUUAAAUCUCAGUAACACAGAAUUGCAUAGAUAUAUGAAGAACAAUGCCAAACUUCAGGGAGACUACCAUGACCUCAUUGGAAUUUCAGCUGAUUUGGUUGAUGCUCUAGAAGAAACUGCAUUAGGAAAUACUGUCAGUCCAGAAAUGCUCCAACAAAUCUGCAAACGCCUAUUUACACAUGCCAAGCAACCAUCCAUUGACUUCAACCGGCCUGGAACUGCUGGAAAAGCUCUUCGGACAUCUAUUAUUGAUAUUCCAAGUAAGAUAAAAGGGGACACACCUUUAGAUUUUCCCAAAGUGAAAUCCGACCUCAUGUCAGCUAAUAAUCACCGCAAAUCAUUGCUACUGCAAGCCUUACGAUGGCGAUUGACCCGUACAAACACACAGCAAAGAACAAUAAACAUCACUAGUUAUGUACAUUCUGACCUGCUGGGCUGUGCUGCUGCAUCUGGUCCUUAUAAGGAUAUUAUACCAAAGAUCUUAAAUUCUGAAGUAGCUGAUUUGACUGGUGCAAUGUCUCGUCUCAUAAAUACCAUUUCUUCAGUGAGUGUUGGUCGGUCAUACUUGGCUCGCAAUCCUGGCUUGAUGGCGUCUCUCAUUGAUAAUAUGAAGGCUGAACAGUGCAAUUCCCUGACUCGUGGAAUGAUUCUUGGGACUCUCCAGAAGCUGAGUUUGAGGCGUAACUUCCAGAGUUUGAUGAUUAAUGUUGAUCUUGUGGAAUGGUUAAUCAGUCUUUUGGAAGAAUAUGAUUUAGUCUCUGAUUAUACACUGGAAUAUGCUGUGGCACUUUUAAUGAAUCUCUGUUUCCGUACUGCAGGUAAGAAACGCUGUGCUAACAACCCCACAACUGCUCUGAAAGUCCUCACUGACCUUCUUGGACUUGGGAAUGAUUAUCAAGAGAUUCUUCCUUAUGUGAAUGGUGUUUUGUACAGCAUUUUAGCCAUUCCCUCUGUACGUGAAGCUGCCAAAGAUAUGGGAAUUGAAGAAAUUGUUGAAGGUUUCAUCAAAGAAGGACAUUCAGCUAGGGAGUUGGAAUAUAUUAUUAAACAGUUAAAUUCAGAUCAAACAUUUAAUGACAGAGAAUCUGAGGAUGAAGAGGAAGAUGAUGAAGAGGAUGAGGAAGAUCUCGAGAUGGAACCAGAUCUUGAUAAAGAUGAUGAAGUGAAACCAGGGAAUUCUGAACGACUUGCAGGAGAAGAAUUGCUUUCAACUGAAUAUCUUUUGAGGAAAAAGCAGCCCCAAGACCACAUCAUGGGCCGACAGCAACCUCUGCAACGUCCAGUGACACCAAGCCAAAUGAAGAAUACUGAUGUAUCACCAACUAAAACAAAUAAUGACAGAGUUCCAAAUUAUACUGUAAUUGAACCUAUUAAUGAGACCUUGGAGCGACCACCAACUCGCAGUGGGAGUCAACCACCACCUACUGCCAGUACUGCAAUUUCCAGAGAAAACAAUACUCCAAGUCCAACAGGAAGUUCCAAAUCAACUUCAUCAAAGAAAAGUAAAACCCAAGAUGCUGAAUCAAUUGCUGAAGGUGGUAAUUACUCCAAAGCUUUUAUGUCCCGUCCAAGAAUUUUGAGAACACCAGUAGAAGGUUCCAGUAAUUCUGUUUCCCGAAAUACACAAAACAGAUCUCCACCAACUCCAAAAUAUUCUGAUUCUGUACCAAGGCCAACAUCUGCUAGUAAAUCAGUGAACUCCCGGAAAUAUUCAACUACAUCUGAAAUGUAAAGGAAGCAACCUCAUCGUGAACAUCAUCGUAUCUUCAAAGAACUCUAUUUUGAUAUCAUGGAAGCUUUCAUAUAUAUAUAUAUAUAUAUAUAUUUAUAAAUUUUUCCUGCUAUUAUUACUUUAUGCACAUGAUGUAAUAGUUUCUUUAUAGCUUUUAGGUUUCAGUAAAUUUGUAUUUUUACUGCAAAUAACUUAAUUGCUGUUUGAAUUUAUAAGGUGCAUUGCUCUUGUUUUCUUCAAUAUGUGUGUGAGUGUGUUGUUUAGUACUUUAGUCUGUUUUAAUCACCAAAGCUAAGCCCAUGCUGGAUCACUGCCUUCAUAAUUCAAUGUUCUAUAUUUUGCAUUGUCUCUGUACAGGGUCCAAUCUUCAAGCAUUUCAGUUGUACAACCAACCAUAGUAUUGUCUGUUGAGUAUAAUUGGUAUUUAACAAUUUGCUGACAUUAGAUUGUUGACAAUUUCACAAUAUCUUACAUCCUCUUGAUGGUCACAUAAUAUAUACUAUGCUUUGUGCUGUUAAUAUAUGGCCAUGAGUCCGUUAAGUACUAUUCAUUGACAAAGCAGCGUCUCACCUUUAAUGCAAUGUUCUUUGUUCAUUCUGUGAAGGGUAUCCACAUCUCCCUGAAGGUACUUGAAUUCCUGUUAAUGUCUAAAAGAAUUUACUUCUCCAAAGGCAAACAAUUCUAGAAAGAUGCCCAGUAGCAAGGAAAAGAAUAGUCUCUACAACUACAAAACCCCAAAUCAUCAUUAUUCAAUGAUAAAGUGGUUUGUGCUCAAAUAAGAUUAUUUGAUAAAUCAACAUUACAAAUUUUCUUUAGUUUUUGUUCCAUAAAAUGGUUGGAAUCAAUUAAAAGAUCAAGGAAUUUAAAAAUAGGGUCACUUAUGGAAAGAAAAAAACAUUUUAGAAUCAAAAGACAAUUUUUAAGAAUAAAGAGGCUUGUUGUAUUAAUUCUUCAGUUCUAUAAUGAAGAACACACAUAUUUUGUAGGUUGGAAUUCUGGAGUCAGUAAAUGGGGCGAUGAGGAACCACUAGUUUUGAGGUUUAGAGACAAGGAGUGAUGUAAGGUGGACAUCUCGACUCUGGUUUUUUUUUUGUGGUCAUUUUAAUUGUGAUUAAGUUUACAUUUGCCACCAGAGCAAAUGAUGCCAAAUGUAAGGUGUUCAACAGAGUUCAGUACCUGGACAGGGUUGCCACCCCCCAUGCAAGCAUCAUUCAGGUACUAAACACUAGAAUUACACUUUCAAUUGUUAUAGCAAAGUGUGAGGGACCUUGUGAAUUUCCCUGCUGAAACCCUUGAUUCAGAAGACAACUGCUUCAGUUUAAAUGGCAAAAGAGAUGGUGAUGAAUAACAAUUUCAGUUGAAUGGAUAAUUAUCUGGGAGAAAUUUGUUUCAAUAUAUUGAAUUACAAGAGUUUGAGAUGUUAAGCAUGAGAACAAAAUUAGGACUGUAUUCAACAGUUCGGUUAAUAACUGACGUCAUGCAACAGGUGUCAUACACGUAAAAGGUGAACCAACACCUAAUUGAAUAGGCAACAAUUGAUCAGAAAUAUCCCUUGCAUGUAGUUUCUAAACAUUCUUAGAUGAAUGAUAGCAAUAAAAACAACCAACUAAAAUAGGCAGUAAAUCGAUGUUUGGCUUCACAAACAGCACCAAUAAAAAAA
Molecule: messenger RNA, 4301 nt
Organism: Octopus sinensis (East Asian common octopus)
Lineage: Eukaryota; Metazoa; Mollusca; Cephalopoda; Octopoda; Octopodidae
Product: lisH domain-containing protein ARMC9-like
Exons: 25
Coding region: 242-2641 (799 amino acids)
Biological process (GO): cilium assembly
Cellular component (GO): centriole; ciliary tip; ciliary basal body
Molecular function (GO): protein binding
Source: RefSeq, a predicted model, not a curated record